This is a messenger RNA of Cuscuta epithymum, 1563 nucleotides long. NCBI's taxonomy places the organism in Eukaryota, Viridiplantae, Streptophyta, Magnoliopsida, Solanales, Convolvulaceae. The record is from the annotation of a GenBank genome assembly.
AUGAAACACAUGGCUCUAUCUAAAAAUGGGUCCAACCACAAGCAUCUUUUCUGUACUUUUCCCUUAAUUAAAUGGUAGGUACAAUACUCAUUUUAUAACUAAAGCAUAGCCACUGUCAUUUGAGGACACAAACCAAAAUACUAUCGCAUGUUUGGUUGAAGGGAGUCUGGUGAGGGGAGGAGAGACUUUCCAGGAGCCAUCCCCAAACAGAGAUUUAUGAUGGAAGGUGGUAGAUAUUCGGUUGAUUUGGGUAACCUCCAACGCAAUCGAAGAAACGAGAUUGGGAGGAAGAAAUCCCGCAAAGGUAAAGAACUUGCCGGGUCUUCAUCUCAAAGCCGAGAUGAUUUUGAAACGGGUUACCAAAGGCGAGAUGGAGAUGCGAUGUCCGAAGAACAACUUCAACAAGAAUUGGCCCGACAUAAUAACCGCUUUCUACAACAACAACAAAUGCCGACGACCAUUGACGAAGAGGAGCUUGAGGAUGAAGAUGCGGAGGAAUUGGAACUGGAGACGGCCGAGGAGGAGGGUGCCGACAGCCACGACGCCGACGCGCCUGCCUCAUCCCAAACCGCCACCGGUAAUAAAAAAAGUAAGUCUGAAACUUUUUGUCAUGUUUAUAAACCUACCGCAAACCAAUUUAUUCCAGAAGCUGUUAAUCUCGCCGAUGCUUUUAAAGAAUUUCAAAAUGCCGUUUUCGUUCAUUAUUUUUGUGAUCAUAUGAAGGAAAAGUUUUUAAAAUAUUAUGCGCAUAUUUCCCAUAUUUAUGGUAUUGCAUUUAUUCUCGAUCCUCGUUAUAGACUUGCUAAUUUGGAAGAUUGUUUCAACUUCUAUUAUCUUGCGUUUUUCGGUGAAUUUCCAAUGUAUGACGAUAAUCCCAUAGAUCCGAAAACGGAAUACAACGAGGUUAGUACUUUAUUUUAUGCCUUAUUUAAUGAAUUUCGUGCACAAUAUAGCAACGCUCCCCCUCCCCCGUCACGAACAUCUUCAUCUAAAGGAAAAUCGAUUUUUAAAUCUGCAUUUGGCAAUCUUAUGAAAAAAACUAAAACAACUCACGUCACUGAACAAAGCGCAUUAAAUGAGAUUACUUUGUAUUUAACAUAUGAAGUUGAUUUUGAAGAAAAUGAUGACUUUGACGUUCUAGACUGGUGGAAGUCAAAAGAAAGAACGUUCCCGAUUUUAGCACGGAUGGCUAAGCAAGUACUAUCAAUGCCGGUUUCAACAGUUGCUGUGGAACAAGAAUUUAGUUCGGCCGGCAACGUCCUAACGGCAUCUAGAUCGAGAUUGAGCGCGGAGUCUCUUGAGACGCUUAUAUGCUACCACGAUUGGUUGAAGGCCGCACGUAGAACUCAAGAAUUGAGCAUCACCCCCUCCCAAGAUUUUAUGGAUGACUCAACAACCGAUGGUGGCUCUACCUAUGCCGGAGAUUCCGAUUGAUUAGUAUUUUAGAAUUUAUUACAAAAUGUAUUUUAUAGCACUUGUCAAAUUUAUUUAUACUUGUACAUCAUAUUUCAAAAUUGUAAACUUGUACUUCAUAUUUCAAAAUUGUAAAUUUGUAGUUGUAGU